This is a messenger RNA of Cyprinodon tularosa, 1330 nucleotides long. RefSeq names its product STKc_p38 domain-containing protein. Gene Ontology annotation, molecular function: ATP binding; MAP kinase activity. Gene Ontology annotation, biological process: intracellular signal transduction; protein phosphorylation. The record is from RefSeq and is a predicted model, not a curated record. Lineage: Eukaryota; Metazoa; Chordata; Actinopteri; Cyprinodontiformes; Cyprinodontidae. The coding region runs from base 180 to 1274 and encodes 364 amino acids. The transcript has 12 exons. Gene Ontology annotation, cellular component: nucleus; cytoplasm.
UUUAAAACGCUUUAUAAACGCACUUCCCAUAGAACUUGCGAAGGUUUUUGUUUAGUUUAAUUGGAACUCUCCCUAUGGAAAAUGUUAAGGGAAACGUGUGGGGGCGUUUCCCUGCUCCAGACCCCACCUGUCAGGUAAAAACUGCUAGGUGAAGGUGUCCACACUGAUCCAGCGGCGCCAUGCAGUCGCCGGCCACGGAUUCUCCUGUCAGGCCGGGCUUCCACAGGGUGGAGAUCCAGAAUACCACCUGGGAUGUCCCGGACAGGUACUCGGCGCUGCAGGCGAUUGGCUCCGGAGCUUAUGGGACAGUGUGCUCCGCCAUUGACCAGAAGACAAAAGAGAAGGUGGCAAUCAAGAAGUUGUAUCGGCCUUUCCAGUCCCUCAUCCAUGCGAAGCGGGCCUACAGGGAGCUCAGGUUGCUCCGCCAUAUUCAGAAUGACAAUGUGAUCUGCCUUCUUGAUGUCUUUACACCGGACUCCUCCCUGGAGAAAUUCCAAACCUUUUAUAUGGUGAUGCCCUAUGUAGCCAAAGAUCUGGGGCACAUUAUGAAGAACAGUAAAUUAUCCUUUCGCAUCAUCAUAUAUCUUUUUUAUCAACUCCUAAGAGGCCUGAAGUACAUCCACUCUGCUGGGAUAAUACAUCGGGAUCUCAAGCCGAGCAAUCUUGCUGUGGGUGAGAACUGUGAAUUAAAAAUUCUGGAUUUUGGUCUGGCGAGACAAACGGAGAGUGAAAUGACAGGUUAUGUCGUUACACGCUGGUACAGAGCACCUGAGAUCAUUUUCAACUGGAUGCACUACAGUCAGACAGUGGAUGUCUGGUCGGCCGCCUGCAUCCUGGCUGAAAUGAUUACUGGCAAAGUGCUUUUCCCAGGACACGACAGUAUUGAUCAGCUGAAGAAGAUCCUCCAUCUGACAGGAACGCCAGACUCUUCCCUUGUGCAGAAGAUGCAGAGUAAAGAUGCUCAGUCAUAUGUGCAAGGUCUCCCUUCACAGAAGAAGAAGAAUUUUAAAGAAGUGUUUCCAACAAUGAACGAGAAAGCUGUUAGCCUUUUGGAGGGGAUGUUGCUGCUGGAUCCAGAGAAGAGGCUUACGGCCAAGCAGGGACUUGCCCAUCCAUUUCUGACUGAAUACCAUGACCCAGACACAGAACCAGAUUCAGAACCUUACGAUGACUCCUUCGAGAGCCUUGAACUCGACGUUGGAGAAUGGAAGAGUCUCAUCCACAUGGAGAUCAUGACUUUUGACCCCAGUAAUCCAGGGCAGACCGCCAUGUAGGAGUGUUGGGAGGGCUAACUGUGUGAAGUAGAAAGGUCAAGAAAAAGUAAAGAAAA